Theobroma umbraticum is the source of this 1698-nucleotide messenger RNA. RefSeq names its product serine carboxypeptidase 1-like. Gene Ontology annotation, biological process: proteolysis. The record is from RefSeq and is a predicted model, not a curated record. NCBI's taxonomy places the organism in Eukaryota, Viridiplantae, Streptophyta, Magnoliopsida, Malvales, Malvaceae. Gene Ontology annotation, cellular component: vacuole. Gene Ontology annotation, molecular function: serine-type carboxypeptidase activity.
GGGCUACCUACACACAAAAAGCAGAUCCAAUUCCCAAAUCUUCCUCACAACGACCCACCAAAACCUACUCCAAGUUACAGAUAUGGCUUACAGAAAUCCCAAACCACUUACUUUUCAUCCGGACUUGUCUUUUUUCUCACAGAUGGAAUUUUGAGUUGGUCCAGCACUUACUUUGCUUUACUAUUAAAAAAAAAAAAGGAAUAGGAAGUUUCUUUUAGCCCACCUUUGAGUAGUGGGCAGCACCGACUUCUAAUGGUCUUGGUAACCAUCGCCAUUGAAGGAAUCCAAGCCCAUCGUCACUCUGCCCAGACAAAAUCAAGUGUCUAUAAUCUGUAGACGCCAAUAAGAUACAAUAAAAUAACAGAAGACGGUUGAUUGCUUAUGAUGUACAGGUCCAGGAUGCUCGUCUUUCGGAUAUGGAGCCAUGCAAGAACUGGGACCUUUCAGAGUAAACAGUGAUGGAAAAACGCUGUACAGGAACGAAUAUGCAUGGAACAAUGUUGCAAACGUGAUCUUCCUGGAGUCGCCGGCAGGAGUUGGGUUUUCUUAUUCAAAAAAUUCCACGGACUACACCAACGUAGGAGACAAGAAAACAGCACAGGACUCCUACAUUUUUCUCAUCAACUGGCUCGAAAGAUUCCCACAGUAUAAAACACGCGAUUUUUACAUAACCGGUGAGAGCUAUGCUGGCCAUUAUGUUCCUCAGCUUGCUUACUAUAUUCUCGCGAUAAACAAGAACACAACUCAAACCGUCAUCAACCUCAAAGGAAUAGCUAUCGGAAAUGCUUGGGUAGAUGAUGAUGCUUGUACGAAGGGCUUGUUUGAUUACUUAUGGACACACGCUCUCAACUCUGAUGAAACCAAUGAAGGAAUUAACAAAUACUGCAACUUUGCUAGUGAAGAUUCACUUACCAAAAAGGCAGAUGCAGACGACAAUCCGAUCCAAUGUGGAAAGUAUCAGAAUCAGGGACUUCAAGAGUUGGGAAACAUCAAUCUGUACGGAAUUUAUGCCCCUCCAUGCUAUACAUCAGCACUAAAAUCUGGAUCAACUGGCAAUGUCAAGAACUAUGAUCCAUGCGCUGAGUAUUACGUUAAUUCCUACCUAAAUCUUGCAAAGGUACAAGCAGCUCUUCAUAUCAAAGCUACAAAUUGGUCAGGUUGCAGUAAUGUUGGAUGGACAGACAGCCCAACGACUAUUCUUCCUGAAAUACAGCACUUAGCCAAGGAGAUUAGGGUGUGGAUAUACAGUGGCGACACAGAUGGCCGAGUUCCAGUGACAUCUUCUAGGUACUCCAUCAACAACCUAAAACUUCGAGUAGAGACUGCCUGGCAGCCAUGGUACUCUAAUAGUGAGGUUGGAGGAUAUGUUGUUGGCUACAAGGAAUUGAUUUUUGCCACAGUGCGUGGAGCUGGUCACACAGUUCCAAGCUACCAACCAGAGCGAGCACUCACCAUGAUCACAUCAUUCCUCCAGGGGAAACUGCCUCCUGGCAAGCCUACCUCUUAACGAACCUACGGAGAAUAUACUUCACAAUGUUAGAAGGCAAGGAGAAGACGUAUCAUUGGAAUGGGCCUAAAGAAAUUGAACCAGUUCUCUGCUGAUGGAAUUAUUCUAAAAGUUGAAGAUAUCUAUGGACAAUGUAUUAUUAUGUUUCUACUUUUAACAACUAUCUACGAAUAGACAUAAUCAUUUAAGUA